AUGUUUAAGAAGGAUAUCCCCCCGAGCAACCGCUCAAAAGUCAAAUCCUCCGUGCAGCGCGGCCUCCGCCAACGGUUCCUCGACACAUACCCAGGAUUCGAACCCUACAUUGAAGAAGUCCUACCGAAGAAGGCCCAACUGGAUGCCGUGAAGCUUCCGGAAAGAUCCACCCUCUACACAUACGAAAACACCCCUCUGUUCUACCAACCGCUCGACGGCCCGCCCAUCCCACACCUGAAGCUCAUCCACGCCUAUCCGGACGCCCUGCCCACGAUCCAGAUCGACCGGGGAGCUAUUCGGUUCGUGUUGUCUGGUGCGGCGCUCAUGGCGCCGGGGUUGACGAGUGCUGGGGGCAGAUUGCCCGAUGUGGAGAAUGGGGAGAAGGAGAUAGCUGCUGGGGAGGUGGUUGCUGUGAAGGCCGAGGGGAAGGAGACGGUUUGUCUGGUGGGCGUGUUGAAGGUUGGUACCGAGGAGAUUAAGAAGGUCGGGAAGGGUGUGGUCUUGGAUGAGGGUCAUUAUCUUGGGGAUGGGUUGUGGAGGUAUCAUCUUGAUUAA
Molecule: messenger RNA, 555 nt
Organism: Aspergillus luchuensis
Lineage: Eukaryota; Fungi; Ascomycota; Eurotiomycetes; Eurotiales; Aspergillaceae
Gene: TMA20
Product: translation machinery-associated protein 20
Exons: 3
Coding region: 1-555 (184 amino acids)
Biological process (GO): formation of translation preinitiation complex
Molecular function (GO): RNA binding
Source: RefSeq, a predicted model, not a curated record